CGCGGAGAUGGGAGAGCAGCUCGGAUAGAGGAUGGCCCGGCACAGGCGGGUCCGAAGCGCCCACCGGGCUGCUGGGCGGCGGGAAAGACCGGCCUCCUUCCCUCCCUCCUCCCUGGUGCCAAGAGAUGGUCCGUCCCGGGCGGGGCGGAGCGCGGCCCUCCCCUCUUCCUCUCGCGUUGGUUCCGCCUGGAGAGGUUUCGCUGCUGUCGUCGCCGCUCGUCGCUGUCCGUCGUUCCCGUCUCCGCUCCGGGCCGCUCGGGCGUUUUCUCUCUGCCUUAAAGGUGUCUUUUAUGAAUAAUCAAAAGCCACAGAAGCCGACGCUAUCGGGCCAGCGUUUUAAAACUCGAAAAAGAGAUGAAAAAGAGAGGUUUGACCCUACUCAGUUCCAGGACUGUAUUAUUCAAGGUUUAACCGAAACCGGCACUGACUUGGAGGCAGUAGCAAAGUUUCUUGAUGCUUCUGGGGCAAAACUUGACUAUCGCCGCUAUGCAGAAACACUUUUUGACAUUCUGGUGGCUGGUGGAAUGCUGGCCCCAGGUGGUACCCUGGCAGAUGACAUGACACGCACAAACGUCUGUGUAUUUGCAGCACAGGAAGACCUAGAAACCAUGCAAGCAUUUGCUCAGGUUUUUAACAAGCUAAUCAGGCGUUACAAGUACCUGGAGAAAGGCUUUGAAGAUGAAGUAAAAAAGCUCCUGCUGUUCCUGAAAGGGUUCUCGGAGUCUGAGCGGAACAAACUGGCCAUGUUGACGGGUAUUCUGCUCGCCAACGGGACACUUAAUGCGUCAAUUCUAAACAGUCUUUACAAUGAGAACUUGGUUAAAGAAGGUGUUUCUGCAGCUUUUGCCGUCAAGCUAUUCAAAUCGUGGAUAAAUGAGAAAGAUAUUAAUGCUGUGGCUGUCAGUCUUCGUAAAGUAAACAUGGAUAACAGGCUGAUGGAACUCUUUCCGGCCAACAAGCAAAGUGUUGAACACUUCUCUAAGUACUUCACUGAAGCAGGACUAAAGGAACUUUCCGAGUAUGUUCGGAACCAGCAAAGCAUAGGAGCUCGGAAGGAGCUGCAGAAGGAGCUUCAGGAGCAGAUGUCACGGGGCGAUCCAUUCAAGGAUAUAAUCUUGUAUGUGAAGGAGGAGAUGAAGAAAAACAACAUCUCGGAGCAGACUGUGGUAGCCAUAAUCUGGUCAAGUGUAAUGAGCACAGUGGAAUGGAACAAAAAGGAGGAGCUGGUGGCAGAGCAAGCCAUUAAGCACUUGAAGCAAUACAGCCCUCUACUUGCUGCCUUCACUAGCCAAGGUCAGUCAGAGCUGACUCUUCUGUUGAAGAUUCAAGAGUAUUGUUACGACAACAUUCAUUUCAUGAAGGCCUUCCAGAAAAUAGUGGUGCUCUUCUAUAAAGCUGAAGUUCUGAGUGAAGAACCCAUCCUGAAGUGGUACAAAGAUGCACAUCUUGCAAAAGGGAAGAGUGUUUUCCUGGAGCAAAUGAAAAAGUUUGUUGAAUGGCUCAAGAAUGCUGAAGAAGAGUCGGAGUCGGAAGCUGAAGAGGGUGACUGACCCAUGAAGCUGUCCUCAGUAAAGCAAACAGAAGCUGUAGAUAGGUGUCAUGUCUAGUGUCCUUGAUUCUUACAUCCUACCUCCCUGUAUCAAGCAUGAUACAAGGGCUCUCAUGGCAAUUUAUUUUAACAGUUCUCGGUAGUUAUUUCAAUAGCUGGGUUUAGUUUUUAAAACCAUAUUUUAAGUAGCUGACGGAAGCUAUUAUCGAUUUGACUCUAACCUGCAUUUGUCCAUUCAGUUAUAUUCUACCUCCUGUAUUUUCUACUGUAAUCAUGUAAUUUAAGGCCCUCCACAAUGAAAUCCAUUUUAUCCCUUGGGUUUUCUAUCUCUACUGGUGUAGACAUGAUACGGUGAAUGAGACUUACAGCAGUUCUGUUUGCAAAUUAAACUGUAAAAAGCCUCCAAA
This is a messenger RNA of Colius striatus (speckled mousebird), 1956 nucleotides long. RefSeq names its product basic leucine zipper and W2 domains 1 (gene BZW1). Gene Ontology annotation, cellular component: membrane; cytoplasm. Bases 126 to 1550 code for a protein of 474 amino acids. The transcript is spliced from 12 exons. Gene Ontology annotation, molecular function: protein binding. Lineage: Eukaryota; Metazoa; Chordata; Aves; Coliiformes; Coliidae. The record is from RefSeq and is a predicted model, not a curated record.